UUCAGGAAGGUUCCGAAAGGUUGCUCUUCGUAUUCGCACUUAUUGUUAAACUGGCUUGAUAUCCGAUCGCAAGCAAUAUUAAAGAUAAUAGUAACCGUGGAAAGAACAGUUCAUUACGCAUCUUAUUGUUAGCAAUAUGUCAGAAAAGAAUCGUACACCUAGUCAAAAGAAUUAUAAACGUGCUACCAUAAGUAUAUUCACGAGUACGCCGACCGACCACGUGCCACAGUUUCAUCACAGCACAUCAUUAUCUAGGAUUGACACAGCUUCUUCCUCGAGCACAGAGAGGCUCAAAGAUAUAUCAUUUCUGCAGAGAACAAGAAAAGCAACAAAAAGAUUAAAAAGUAGUCUGAAAGAUGAGAAAAAAUCUAAAAUUGCAAACAAGGUACACUAUAUGCAACAAGAAACAAGUUCGGAAUGGGAAACAGAAUUGGAAGAGUCAGUCGAUGAAGCUUUUACACAUUUAGAUGACUCUAGCCCAAAGAAAAGCAACAAUACUAGCAUAGAAUUAUUCAAGGAUUUACAUUCAGGAAGUCCGGAAAAAAUACGAGACGCACCGACCGAGUUUGAAUCUCCUGUGGCUCUAUCACCGAUUUUAGGUUCAUCCAGAGUUCCCUUAAUUUCUAAAAGAACUACUGAACAACGUGAAAAGUUGGUACCGAUAAAUAUACCAUCAUUGGACGUAUCCAAAGAAAAUCUACAGGACACGGAUGAAGAUGAAAUAAUACUUUGUCGCACGCAGAAAUCAAAUACAUAUCCUGCACAUCGUCGUUUACGUUUCGCAAAAAACUGUCUGCUGGAUAUGCGAAAUUUUCUUUAUCCUACGGAAUACUUCACAGCAACGAGCGAUUUACUUUGGGAAAAAUUUGUCGAAGAAAAUCGCGCGGAGGUGUCCCAAUAUUUAGCACCGUCUUCUGCGCGAGAACCAGCCAAACAAUACGAGUCGGAAUUUCUUAAAAAAUAUCCUGAUAUUCCUCCGAAAUUCGAAGACAUUCGAGUUCCAGGAAUGAAAUGCACUCGAAAACACUUCGACAGAAUUUUAGAUAAAUGGGUAACUGAAUCGAGCGAAUCCGAGAAUAACGAAGAUGAUGUACGUCAACCAAGAACAAAGAAAAACAAGAAAAAUGUACGUCAGUCAAGAAGAAAGAAAAACAAGAAAGGUAUAAAGACAGGAAACACAGAUAAAGACAUAUAUAAUCCAUUGAAUGAGAAAACAGAUAUCGAGUUCGAAACUGGUGGUCAAAAUGGUAAACAAAUGACCUUAGCUGAAUUUCGUCAAAAACGAAAAAGAAUGAUGAAUACUGCUUUUGAUAAUAUAUCUUCAGCACCUUGUCACUUGCGAAUGCAGUAAGACUAAAAUUUGCGAGUAAGAAGAAGCUAUAAGAUAUAUUAAUAAAAUGCGUUUAUUAAUAUAUCUUAUAGUUUCUUCUUCCUCCCAAAUCCAUUGAAUGAGAAAACAGAUAUCGAGUUCGAAAAUGGUGGUCAAAAUGGUAAACGAAUGACCUCUGAAUUUCGUCAGAAACGAAAAAGAAUGAUAAAUACUGCUUCUGAUAAUAUAUCUUCAGCGUCUUGUCACUCUCAAAUGCAGUAAGAUUAAAAUUUGGGAGUGAGAAGAAGCUAUAAGAUAUAUUAAUAAAAUGCGUUUAUUAAUAAACGUAUUUUAUUAAUAUAUUUUAUAGCUUUCUUUCACUCCCAAAUUUUAAUCUUACUGCAUUCGAGAGUGACAAGGCGCUGAAGAUAUAUUAUCAGAAGCAGUAUUCAUCAUUCUUUUUCGUUUCUGACGGAAUUCAGCUAAGGUCAUUUGUUUGCCAUUUUGACCACCAGUUUCGAACUCGAUAUCUGUUUUCUCAUUCAAUGGAUUUGGGAGGGAGAAGAUAUAUAUUAAUAAACGCAUUUUAUUAAUAUAUCUUAUAGCUUCUUCUUGCUCCCAAAUUUUAGUCAUUUAAUUAUUUAUACACUUUUAUUUGUUUUCCAUUUACACUUGUUGAGUUGCACGUAUUGUUUUGUUCGUAUUUAAAAUCAUUAAAAAUUGUUUGUUAGUAUUUUAUAAUUAUGUUAAAGAAUUGCUUCAUAUAUUUAAUAAUCUUUUUCCAUGCAUAUUUUAAUGCAUGUGUAAUAAAAUUGUGAUAA
Molecule: messenger RNA, 2130 nt
Organism: Nylanderia fulva
Lineage: Eukaryota; Metazoa; Arthropoda; Insecta; Hymenoptera; Formicidae
Source: RefSeq, a predicted model, not a curated record